GUCACGCUUGCCAUCCCCAGUCGACAGCCUCGACCCGUCACUCGCGUCUCGUCCUGGCUCGGUCGACCCACGCUGCAAUUCAUGCGUUCUCGAUUCAUGACGAAGUCCAUUCGUGUUCAACAGCUCGACAACCUUCCUGUAUUUCCCGGACGGAUUAACGCUGCGUACUUAUACUCGACAUGGCCGUCGUCGCGGCCCACCAAACGCCUUAGCAUCGUUCAAUUUCACCCGAAAUUUUGAUCUCAUCGCUAAUGACGCGUAACACGGACAUCAACCUCGAGACGGCGAAGUGCCCGUUCUCUCAACAGCGGUGGAGCCCCACCGAUGAACACUCGGACCGUGCCUCGCACACAUCUGCCACGGAUUCCUCCAGCACACCACUGCGUUCCGUCUCCACUGAGAGCACAUCGUGUCCUGUCUUUACUCAAGAGGUCGACCCAGUCCUCAUCAAGAAUUCGCUCGAAGACCGAAUCGCAUACCUCACGGAUUUCCUCAACUUCAGUUCGCGAGACCAGGACGUCAUUACGAAGAUCGGUCCUGCCGUCGGCGGCAUGAUUCCGUCCAUAGUAGAUGACCUCUACGCGAAACUUUUUGAGUUCGACAUCACCAAGAAGGUCUUCAUGACCCGGAAUCAUGGGUUCGAUGGGCCACUUCCCGAGAAGCUUGAGGACUUGACUUUGGAUAGUGCGCAGAUAAAGUUCCGUAAAGUAUUCAUGAAGGCGUGGGCACGUCGUGUUCUCACGUCCGACUAUACGAAUGGCAAGACGUGGGCCUACAUGGACAAAGUUGGCAUAAUGCAUACCGGCAUGUCACCAUUCAAGCAUCAACGCACUAUGGGCAUUAGCCCGCUUAAUGUCCCAUAUCGUGACUGCGCCCUGACGCUUGGUCUGGUGCAAAACAUUCUCCAGACCGCAGUUCUUCAAUUGCCAGAAGAUGCGGCCGACCUGCAAACAAAAAUAGACGCGGUAUCGGCCAUCAAUAAGGUUCUGUGGAUUCAAAACGACCUGUUUUCCCGCCACUACAUCAACGAAUAGGCAUGCAAUGGAUGCUGUAUUCUUGUGUGUAACAGAUCGAUGGUUUUGUGUCUGCAUGAAGGACCUGCACGGCUCGGUCUCUGUCAUAUGAUGUCUGAGUAGUACCCCAAGCAGGGUACUUGUAAUUACUAUACCAUACAACUCGUCGAAUUGACAUAUGUAUUUCCCCCG
This is a messenger RNA of Laetiporus sulphureus 93-53, 1205 nucleotides long. RefSeq lists its product as uncharacterized. The transcript is spliced from 5 exons. Lineage: Eukaryota; Fungi; Basidiomycota; Agaricomycetes; Polyporales; Laetiporaceae. Gene Ontology annotation, molecular function: heme binding; oxygen binding. The record is from RefSeq and is a predicted model, not a curated record. The coding region runs from base 252 to 1034 and encodes 260 amino acids.